AGACUCUUGUGGCACGCGCUGCCUUCGUGUGCCUAACUUUUUGUGAAUUUGUAAAUUGUUUUUCAAUUUCUUGGGUGUUACUUGGCAUUUUCCUGUCUUGAGCUACUAUGGUUAUUUUCUUGUAGGUUUUGUGAGUUGUAGGGUUCUUUUCCUGUUUCUGUUUCGUUCAGUUCAGGUGUGUUUUUUUCGCUCGAUUUAUCUCAUACACCUAUCUGUGGUGUGGCGCGAAACGGUGUUGCAGAACUUAUCUUCGGCAGUGGAAAUCGCAAACUAAACCGUAAUGACAGACCACGGACGAGCAGCGAAGAUGCCAAAUCUGGAUCUGGCCAAUUCUCAAGGUCAGGGAGAGCCAUCAUCCCGUGAGCGCACGGAACGCGGGGAUCCCGAUAUGAAGGGCUACUUGUACAAAUGGACUAAUUAUCUGAAGGGCUACCAGAAGCGAUACUUUGUCCUCUCCAAGAAUGUCCUCACGUACUAUCGGUCUCCCUCGGAUGUGCCGGAUCAUCCGCGAGGUUCCAUCCGGCUGAGAGGAGCCAAUGUGACCACUGACGACACGUGCAAUUUUGCUAUUCAGAAGUUGGGCGAUCAGACAUUUCAUUUGAAGGCCAAUUCGGAGGUGGAACGUCAGCGAUGGAUUACCGCGGUUGAACUGGCCAAAACGCGGGCAAACAAGGCUGGAGUGGACGAUUCAUCUGGAAACGAACCGGACGAAGAUGAUGAAGAAGAGGACGUUUCGAAGAGCGAUCUUCAGGCGGUAAUCCGGAAUCUGAGUUCGAAAAUCGACGAGCUCAACGCGUGCCACGAACAGAUCAGCAAGCAAGGUCGCGCACUGCAGGGAUUGAUUGUGGAAUUGGAGAAUUUAUCAAUUCCGCCGGACGCCAGUGCCAAGGCUAAGGCGGUUGUCGAACGGGCCACAUUGUUCCGGCUAACCAGCACAGCCCUGUUGAACGCUUCCAAAGAGUUCCUGACUAUGGCGCAGAGUGAAGGGAAGAAAUGGCAGAAGAUGCUGGGUCAUGAACACGACCAGCGCGUCCGGCUGGCUGAGAUGGUAGAGCAGCUGGCCAAGCAGCACAGCAGUCUGGAGGAGGCCGCUAAGGCUGAGGCGGCCAAAUCAUCCACCAUGAAAGGCAGCCAGCCCGGUGGGAGCAGUGCCAAUUCGGGUAAACCGAUUGCCACAGGUCCAUCCGACGAGGACGAAUUCUUUGAUGCGCAGGAUAAUUUUCCUGAAGAGUUUGUCGUCUCUGUGUCCAUUCCUCACUCAGAAGGGGCUUCCGUUAAAACACACAAGCGCACGGACAGUAGUAUGAGUUUGGGCAGUGAAAACCUUAACAGCAUGUCUAACGAAAUGGAUUCUGAUGAGGAUGCCGAUGAUGUUCCAUCCAAAUCACAGCGGCAGGAGCGGCAGAUCAGUGUGGUUACACGCAAAGCACUGGGUGCAAGCAGCAGUAAUGCACUCAAUAAGCGUCCACCAGUCCAGACUCAGAGCAUUCACGAAGAAGAGUUGCGCAAUGUACCGGCCAUAUUCACAAGCGAUCGGAAAGCGCGAGGCAAGCCGCGGCGCAGCAAAAUUCCUAAUCGUCCAAAUGCGACUUUGAGCUUGUGGAGUAUUAUGAAGAACUGUAUUGGACGAGACUUAAGCAAAAUCCCCAUGCCCGUAAAUUUUAGCGAACCAUUAUCUAUGCUGCAACGUUUAACGGAAGAUUUUGAGUAUUCUGACAUUUUGGACCGUGCUGCCGCCUGUGAUGACAAUUGCGAACAGAUGGCCUAUGUGGCAGCCUUCACGGUCUCAUCAUAUGCGACCACGGCUGUCCGCACUAACAAACCAUUUAACCCGCUGCUCGGUGAGACCUACGAGUGUGAUCGACGUGAUGAUUUUGGCUGGCGGGCCAUUGCAGAACAGGUCAGUCAUCAUCCGCCGAUGGUGGCACAGCAUGUGGAGUCCCGCGACUGGGUCUGCUGGCAGGAGUUCACAGCAUCGACCAAAUUCCGUGGGAAGUAUCUGCAGGUGGUACCUCUUGGUAUUACGCAUCUAGUCUUUCGGAAGUCGGAUAAUCAUUACACAUGGCGGAAGGUGACGACAACUGUGAAUAACAUCAUCGUGGGCAAAUUAUGGAUUGAUCAGGCGGGAGACAUGGAAAUCAAAAAUCACAAGACGGGCGAUAUUUGCAUGCUGAAAUACUCAGCCUAUAGCUAUUUUUCCCGUGACAUACCACGCAAGGUCACGGGCGCUGUGACGGACUCUGUGGGGAAAGUGAAGUUCGUGGUCAAUGGGACAUGGGACGAUCACAUUGCCGUUGCUAAGGUCAUCGGAGAACAGAGCAGUCCUAAAGAUCAAGGGGUGAUUGAGACGGAUCCCCCGAUGAAUCUUUGGAAGAAAAACCAGCUUUUGCCAAAUAGUGAUAAAAUGUACAAUUUUGGAAAAUUUGCCAUUGAACUAAACGAGCCGGAUGAUGAUGUGGCUCCUACGGACAGCCGGAAUCGUCCCGAUCAGCGCCUGAUGGAAGUGGGCAGCUGGGAUGAAGCCAACAAGGUCAAAACGCGUCUCGAGGAGAAGCAGCGGGCUGUGCGACGGUUAAAGGAGUCAGCGUCGGAUAGUCCUCUUCCAGAAGAAUUAGUGGGCAAAAAGCCGUACUCGGAACCGGUGUGGUUUACGCGGAAGAAAGAUCCGCUGACGGGCAAUCCCAUCUGGGCCACCAAUGGACGCUACUGGGAUGCCAAGGCCAAGCGGGAUUGGUCAGCGUGUCCGGAUAUAUUCUAAAAUAUGUGGCUGUUUCAGUGGUUUGACCUGCUGCAAAAAGUAUGGCCUGAAGCGUCGUUCUGGGACAGUUUUGACCGAUAAUUGCCUUCUCACGUGCAUAUUUACAUGUUCAUCUGGAUUUGCUGGACACGAAAGAAAAGAUUCUAGUUUUAAAUUCGCUGGUCGUUUACUUUAUCAUAAUGUGGCUAGAAUCUGUGCGGACUGAAGUGUUGAUUUUCGGAGUUAUUUCGUUUCUUUUUUGCCCAGUGCUGCUGCUGAUGAUGUUGCUUUUUGUCGUUGGGUUUUUGGCGGUUGGUGGUAGUUUUUGGGGAUUUGUUGUUUUUCUUUUCUAAGUAGAUUGGGUAGAUACUAGAUAGAAGAUGUUUCAGUGUUUUCCCUUUUUGUGUUUUCGUUCAUACUCCUUUUGUCCGGUUCAGAAUUAUUAUUAACAGUUUUUGUUGGAAGUUUA
Messenger RNA from Paramacrobiotus metropolitanus, 3206 nucleotides. RefSeq names its product oxysterol-binding protein 1-like. Gene Ontology annotation, molecular function: sterol binding. NCBI's taxonomy places the organism in Eukaryota, Metazoa, Tardigrada, Eutardigrada, Parachela, Macrobiotidae. The record is from RefSeq and is a predicted model, not a curated record. The transcript is spliced from 14 exons. Gene Ontology annotation, cellular component: cytosol; membrane; intracellular membrane-bounded organelle. Bases 281 to 2758 code for a protein of 825 amino acids.